UAAGAAUGUCCAAACCAGCAGACCUGGAAAAGCCACGAGCCGAGUCCCAGCUGGAGCACACAGAUACAGAAAGAAAUGGCCCAGAUGCCAAUCACCAGCCACAACAGAGUAAAGUUCCUGCCUUCACAAUAUCACCCACUGCCUCUAGCACUAAGAUCAAGGCUGAAGACUCCAGCGAGAUGGCACAGGCACCUACACAGACAGUCCAGCAGGGGGCAGUGCAGCAACAGCAGAGUCACAUCCCUCCAGCCCAGUUAAUGCUUGCAGGGAGUCAGCUGGCAGGGGAUAUCCAGCAGUUGCUACAGCUACAGCAAUUGGUCCUCGUCCCAGGGCACCCUCUCCAACCUCCUGCACAGUUUCUACUGCCACAGGCACAGCAAGGACAACAAGGUCUCCUACAGACACCAAACCUAUUCCAGCUACCUCAGCCAAGCCUGCAGGCCCCUCCCAGGCCAGGGCUGUCAGCACAGGCAGUGACACGGACUGGCCUCCCAGACACUCAUCUUACACACCCACAACCUGCCAAGUGUAUAGAAACUUCAGCGCACACAGAGGAGCCCAGUGACCUUGAAGAACUGGAGCAAUUUGCCAGAACCUUCAAGCAACGCAGAAUCAAACUGGGCUUCACUCAGGGUGAUGUGGGGCUGGCCAUGGGAAAAUUAUAUGGUAACGAUUUCAGCCAGACUACCAUUUCACGCUUUGAAGCCCUAAACCUGAGCUUCAAAAACAUGUGCAAGCUAAAACCCCUGCUGGAGAAAUGGCUGAAUGAUGCAGAAACUAUGUCUGUGGAUUCAACUCUGCCUAGCCCCAAUCAGAUGAGCAGUCCACCCAUUGGCUUUGAUGGGUUACCAGGCCGCCGACGGAAAAAGAGGACCAGCAUAGAGACCAAUGUUCGCUUUGCCUUAGAAAAAAGCUUUAUUGCGAACCAGAAGCCUACCUCAGAGGAAAUCCUGUUAAUUGCAGAGCAGCUGAACAUGGAGAAGGAAGUUAUUCGAGUUUGGUUCUGUAACCGGAGGCAAAAGGAGAAGAGGAUCAACCCUGUUAGCACCACUCCACUACUUGUGUCCCAGUCAAAGCCCAUCUAUACCACUCAGAUGGUGACGAGUCAAGGGACAGGCAUAAACUUGCCAAGCUCACAGGCAUCUACCAGCCUCAGCACAACAGUAACAACCUUGUCUUCGUCACUUGGCCAUUCUGGGUCGGUUGGAAAUUCUUCGGUUGUUCAAACAAUGAAUUCAAUAAGCCCACCUCCUAACAACAGCACAAAUCCUAGUCCACAGAGUGGAGGACACCCACCCAUUAGCUUAUCGGGGUUGAAUCCCAGCACAGGAAACACAUUGCUGGGAGUGAACCCAGCCAUAAACUCUGCCCUCAUGGCUAACAAUCCACUGGCCACUAUCCAAGCACUGGCAACUGGUGGCACCCUUCCCCUUACCAGUCUUGAUGCAGGAGGUAACCUGGUUUUGGGUAGCAAUCCGGGAAGUGCAGGAACUCAGAGCAUUGUAACAUCACCCCUCUUCCUGAACCAUGCAGGGCUGCCCCUGAUUGGUGCCAGUCAAGGAGUCAGCCUUGUUUCUGCUGCUGCUGCAGCUGCUGCUGCUGUAGCCUCCUUGCCCACCAAAUCUCCAGGCGGCUCCUCUUCCUCUUCCUCCUGUUCAUCUUCCUCAUCCUGCUCCUCCUCCAUUUCCAGCGAGACAGCACAGAACUCCACGUUUGGUAUAGGAGCAUCAGCCUCUGAGGCAGGGGCUAAGAACGAGUGAGCAGCCUCGUCAGCCAGCUGAGCAGAGCACCGUCAGGAAGUGGUGCUACAUGUGGAUGAGAAAACAGCAAACUCCCAAAUAUUUCUUUGACAAAGCAUCUUUAUUUAAAGGGAAAAAAAGAGUAUUUGUCCACUAGCUUUAAUGAACAUUGGGGGACAAAAAUCUGACUAAUCCAAAUAUCACACCAAAUAACAAUAGCUUUACCCAAAGUUUCUGUACAUAGCUUUUUAUAUUAAGUACUUUAUUUGAAUGUUUUUUGAAAAUUUUU
Molecule: messenger RNA, 2028 nt
Organism: Protopterus annectens (West African lungfish)
Lineage: Eukaryota; Metazoa; Chordata; Ceratodontiformes; Protopteridae
Gene: POU2F2
Product: POU class 2 homeobox 2
Exons: 14
Coding region: 6-1760 (584 amino acids)
Biological process (GO): regulation of transcription by RNA polymerase II
Cellular component (GO): nucleus
Molecular function (GO): RNA polymerase II cis-regulatory region sequence-specific DNA binding; DNA-binding transcription factor activity, RNA polymerase II-specific
Source: RefSeq, a predicted model, not a curated record